AGAUCAGUGCAGUCCUUAGAAACCACUGGCAUACUUGGGUGGAUCAAACCUGUUGAGGUUUGUCUUCAAACAGUAAGCUGAGAUGGACUAUGAAAACCUGCUUUAUGCUAGGAAGAAAAAACUGUACAGACUGUUUGCUGUGAGCUUCGGAAUCCUGUGUAUCCUGCAAGCUGCUGUGAAUAUUUCACUGCGUCUUGCUCUCUAUUCAGAUUUCGAAGCCAUUAUUAAAAAUCUGACUGAAGAGGGAGAAAAUUGGAAGAGGAAGCGGAGAACCUUCAAUCAUUACUCCCAACAUGGAUGGGUUUAUUUCAACCACAGCUUCUAUUACAUUUCUUCUAUUGGCAAGUCCUGGCAAGAAGGUAGAGAUGACUGUCAGCAAAGAGGCGCAGACCUGAUAAUUAUUAACAACAAAGAAGAACAGGACUUUGCAAGAAAAUUCAAACGGCGCACAUGGAUUGGACUGACUGACAAAGAGAUAGAGGACUACAAAUAA
Messenger RNA from Perca flavescens (yellow perch), 493 nucleotides. Its product is annotated as natural killer cells antigen CD94-like. The record is from RefSeq and is a predicted model, not a curated record. Lineage: Eukaryota; Metazoa; Chordata; Actinopteri; Perciformes; Percidae. The transcript has 5 exons. Bases 83 to 493 code for a protein of 136 amino acids.